ACACCUAUCUAUGGUCUUGUAACCUUCACAACAUCUAACGUACAUUAACAUAACCAACAGAAAAGUACAAUAUUCGAAAAUUUUGUGCAAUAAGAAAUAAAAAUACAAAAUGAUGAACACAUCACUCAAAACCUUAAACCAGAUCUCCGAUUUCUUAAAGAUUCCAGUUAAGAAUAUUCACAUAAACGAAAAAGAGCUGCUUACCUGUACAAUAGACAAAAAACCAGUGUGUGGAUUCAUUAAUAUUGUUUCAGAAUUACUGCGAAAAUCUUCAGUAUUAAAUUAUAAUGGCAAUAUAGAAAUAUAUCAGUGGCUAGAAUAUGCAUUAGUAUAUGCCUCUAAGGUAGACUGUGCUACUAAUUCACGACAAAUUUUGGAUGAAUUAAACGAAAUCUUAGCCAACAGAACUUAUUUAGUAUUGAACAUAUUAACUGUAGCAGAUGUUACAUUGUUCUACUUUCUUCACAACACAAUGGCUCAUCUUUCUAAUGUAGAAAAAGAAAAGUAUAUAAAUGUUUGUAGAUGGUUUGAUAAUUUACAACAAAAUCAAUGUCUGACAAAUAGAAAAGAACUUGUGCAAUUUAACACCAAUUAUCUUUCUUUAUUUGUACCACUAAAACACUUAUAAAUAUUAUUUAUUUAAUACAA
Agrilus planipennis (emerald ash borer) is the source of this 648-nucleotide messenger RNA. It is a transcript of the gene AIMP3, whose product is annotated as eukaryotic translation elongation factor 1 epsilon-1. Gene Ontology annotation, cellular component: cytoplasm; nucleus; aminoacyl-tRNA synthetase multienzyme complex. Gene Ontology annotation, biological process: positive regulation of DNA damage response, signal transduction by p53 class mediator. Lineage: Eukaryota; Metazoa; Arthropoda; Insecta; Coleoptera; Buprestidae. The record is from RefSeq and is a predicted model, not a curated record. The transcript has 4 exons. The coding region runs from base 110 to 628 and encodes 172 amino acids.